AUGAAGGUCAAGAACUCCAUUCGAGAAAGCCGGGAGGACCGGAGGCGGUCCUUUGGGAUCGGCGGAGCUGGGAAUAUUCGCACCAAGGCCGAAGCAGUCGUCAACGACGUGCUCCCGUCUGAGCGCUCGGAGCAGCGGCGGCGGAGUAGCGUCCUGAGCAAGGUGUCGUCUUCCACGUCGGCAUCGGGGAGCUGGAAGGACGUGAAGGAGCUUUUCCGGACCAAGUCUAACAAAAGCUGA
Molecule: messenger RNA, 240 nt
Organism: Diaporthe citri
Lineage: Eukaryota; Fungi; Ascomycota; Sordariomycetes; Diaporthales; Diaporthaceae
Exons: 2
Coding region: 1-240 (79 amino acids)
Source: RefSeq, a predicted model, not a curated record